Molecule: messenger RNA, 11169 nt
Organism: Marmota monax (woodchuck)
Lineage: Eukaryota; Metazoa; Chordata; Mammalia; Rodentia; Sciuridae
Gene: Ankrd33
Product: ankyrin repeat domain 33
Exons: 2
Coding region: 9291-10274 (327 amino acids)
Biological process (GO): negative regulation of transcription by RNA polymerase II; negative regulation of transcription regulatory region DNA binding
Molecular function (GO): protein binding
Source: RefSeq, a predicted model, not a curated record
UUCACUAGGAUUGCAGAAGGAUCUGCUACAGGUAUGAUGUAGAUGUAGUGGUGGUCAGAACCCUCCUUCCUGAACUUCACCCAUGACCCUUGUCCCUGCCCACAUCCAAGGGGCCAUCGUCCAGUGAGCUGGUCAGAGCAGGCCCUAAAUCAAUCCCAGACUUUCCUGGCUGGCCCUGAGUUAUGAGCUGCAGGCUUUGUGAUGUAGAUCAGGGUUGGGGAGUAGAGGGCAUGACCUGUGGCAGGUCACACAGGACCCCCAGAAGGGGCUGAGCUGGGAUCAGAGGCCACCUCCUCCAUUCCCUGCCCCACCCGGCUAGGUCCCAUCCUGCGCCUAGUCUUUGCCUUUAUGCUGGGUCUGGCCUUUCUCUGGCAGUACCUGCCCCCAAGCCUGUAAGCUGGAAGUAGGGCUUCUCAUGAAGAAAGAGCCCAGAAGAAAGGAAGAGGAUGAGAUAUUUGGCUCCCCAAAGAUAACUGGUUCAUGUUCAAAUCAGACUAUCAUGUUUCCUGAGUUCCUUCUCUGUGGAUUUGUCACUCUGCUCUCCUCAAACAACCCUUUCCUUUCUGAUUCCCUCCUGACUGAAUUCCACAAGUCAAGAAGAGAGUCAAGCCUCACUCCAGACAAUAUAUGUUAUCAGGGCUUAAGAGGGAGAAUUCGAGGAAUAGAGAUGGGAAGAGCCAGUCAGUGAGCAAGGUUAGAAGUUAGAGGAAAAUCAAAGACUUUCAAAGUCAAAAGAGUAUCAAAAGAAGACAAUGGAGAGAGUGUCGCUGAAGAGAAAUCGGAGUAGCAAGCAAAGAUAAUUCCCCUCAGAUCCCAUCAGCUAAGAGAACAAAAGGAGGAUUACCCAUAAUAUUCCUUUAUUUAAAAAAAAAUUUUUUUCCCGUUGGACACAAUGCCUUUAUUCCAUUCAUUUAUUUUUACGUGGUGCUGAGGAUCGAACCCAGAGCCCCACAUGUUAGGCGAGCGCUCUACCACUGAGCUACAAUCCCAGCCCCAUAUUCCUUUAUUUUUGAUCCUUAAGGGUACCAUACAGCUAGGAACAUCAGCAUACACUUGUCUAUAAUCCCAACUACUUAGGAGGCUGAGGCAGGAGGAUUGCAAGUUUGAGAAUCAGCCUCUGCAACUUAAUGAGACCCUGUCUCAAAAAUAAAAAUAAAAAAAAUAUAUAAAGGGCUGGGGAUGUAGCUCAGUGGCAAAGCACCUCUGGGUUCAAUCCCUAGUACCACCACCAAAAGAAAAAAAAAGUUACCAUAGAGACACCCCAGAAGGCCCUGACUGAUAUUUACCUGUAUCACCCAGGAUCUUAUUCAUCAUUUUACACAUUAAAUGGCAACCUCCACUCCCCAGCACCACUUUUACCUCCAUCAGCAGAUACAUACUUAGGGAGGGCUGGACUCAGACUGGGGACUAGGCAGGGGCUGGGGCGGCAUCCCUGGAGUUUUCCUGGGGAAGGAAGCCUGGACAGGCACCUUGGCACAGGGUAUCCAUGAGGGAGGCAGAAAUUUAAAGAAACAUCACAGACUUCCUGGAUAUCCAGCCAGUUUGGCUAAAGAUGAUCUAGAGAAGUGACUCUCCUAUUCUUUGCAUUUUCAGCCAAGCCCUGACAAGCCCUUGCCCCUGUCUCUGACCCUGGAACCCUCUGCUGUAGCCUGGCUGUGCGUGGGACGCCUCCCAAUUCCUACCCACGGCUGCCACCUGCUGGCUGAAAGUGGCCUUGCGGAAACUCGACGCUUGGCUUGUGAGGGCAGGGGAUUGAUCUCCACUGAACCAGAAGUAGUUUCUCUAGGCUUGGGGGAAAGAAUUGGAAAAGCAAAAUGUGAACUCCCCUUUCACCUAGUUAGGUGUCUUUGAGGCCUGUCAGCAUAGGUUAAAAUGUCCCUAUCUCUCAUCCCAUUAUUCCUGCAUGGUGCUGUGGGACUUCUCAGGCCAAGGAGAGACUGUCAGGGAACUCACAUUUACCAAAUAGAUAACACUGUUCUGGAUGCAGGAGACAGAGAUGCCAAGGUGAGAAUAACAGCCAAGAAUGAGAUUAAUGAUAAUCAGUGGAAAACUCACAAGAGCUGAAAUAUAUGCCUGUCAGAGUUCAAAUUUUCAAUUAAUAGUUAUUGAAUGGGCUGGAGGUGUAUAUAACUCAGUGGGAGAGCACAUGCUUAGCAGGCCCUGGGUUCCAUUCCCAACACCAAAAAAAUAAAAAAUAAAAAAGUUAGCAAAUGAAUGGAUUAAAGAUAGCAGGAAGGAAUGGUGAACUGUGUGCACAGGAGAGGUUGAAGAGAACAGGAAGAAGCAGGCCGGGGGGAUCUUUCUGAUUUUUCUUUUUUAUCAUUAGUUACCAAGUCAUCUCAUUUUGUUCUUCUUUCUCUUCCUCUUCCUCCUCUUCUCCUUUUUUUUAAUGUUGAGGGUUGAACCCAGGAGCACUAAGCUACAUCUCCAGCACCCCUCUUUUAGAAUUCUUAUGUUGAGACAGGGUCUUGCUAAGUUGCCCAGACUGGCCUGGAACUUGUGACCCUUCUCCCUCAUCUCCCAAAGCAGUUAGGGUUACAGAUGAGUGUCAGCUUAUUGGCUUACUCCACUUUUAAAAAUUAACUGUAUUUUAAUGAGCAUCAUCUUGGGAAGGUUUCUCAACCUUGUACGUUGGAGUCACACAGGGAGAUUUUAAAAAUUCUGUUGUCUAGGCUGUGUCCCCAAAUCUCUGGAAUGGGUUCCAGUCAGCUCCAUUUCUUUUCUUUCUCUCUUUCCACACUAUUUUUUUCACAUUUUUAUAUUUUUACAUAAUGAUGGAAUUUGUUGUUACAUUUUCAUACAUGCACAUAAUAUAAUAAUAUAAUUUGGCCAAUCAUUACCCAGCACUUUUCUCCUCCUUCCCUCCUAACCCUUGGUCCCUUUCCUCUACUGAUCUCCCUUUAAUUUUCAUGAGAUCCACCCCCACCUUUGUUUUUCCUUUUUCCUCUCUAGCUUCCACAUAUGAGAGAAAAUAAAGGACGCUGGACCACCUGAGUUUGACUUAUUUCACUUAACAUGAUGGUCUCUAGUUCCAUUCGUUUUCCUGCAAAUGCCAUAAUUUCAUUUUUCUUUAUGGCUGGAUAAAACUCCAUUGUGUAUACAUGCCAUAUAUUUUUUUUAUCCAUUCAUCUACUGAUGGAUACCUAGGCUGGUUCUAUAGUUUGGCUAUUGUGAAUUGUGCUGCUGUAAACACGGGUAUGCAGGUAUCACUGUAGUAAGAUGCCUUUAAUUCUUCAGGGUAAAUACUGAGAAGUGGUAUAGCUGGGUAAUACAGUGGUUGCAUGACUAGAGUUUUGAGGAACCUUCAUACUGAUUUCCAUAGAGGUUGUACUAAUUUACAGUUCCACCAACAGUGUGGAAGUGCUCCUUUUUCUCCACAUCCUCUCCAGCAUUUAUUAUUGUUUGUAGUCUUUUUUUUUUUUUAAAUGGUGCUGGGAAAACCCAUGCAAAGCAAGCACUUUACCAACUGAGUGGUAUUCCCAGCCCCUUGUUUAUAUUCUUGAUGACUGCCAUUCUGACUGGUGUGAGAUGAAAUCUCAGUAUAGUUUUGAUAUUCAUUUCCCUAAUUGCUAAUGAUGUUGAACAUUUUUCAUGUAUUUGUUGGCCAUUUAUAUUUCUUCUUUUGAGAAGUGUCUGAGAAGUGUCUGUUUAAUUCAUUUGUCCACCUUUUUUUUUUAAAGAGAGAGAGAGAGAGAGAGGGAAUUUUAAUAUUUACUUUUUAGUUUUAGUAGUUCGGCAGACAUAACAUCUUUGUAUGUGGUGCUGAGGAUCGAACCCGGGCCGCACGCAUGCGAGGCGAGCGCGCUACCACUUGAGCCACAUCCCCAGCCCUCAUUUGUCCACUUUAUUAAUUGGGUUAUUUGAUUUUUUUGGUGUUUUUUGAGCUCUUUGUAUAUUCUAGAUAUUAAUCCUAUGUCAAAAGAGUGGCUAGAAAAGAUUUUCUCCCAUUCUGUGGGUUCUCUCUUCACAUUCCUAAUUGUUUUCUUGGCUGAGAAAUUUUUUAAUUUGAGGCUGUCCCAUUUAUUAACUCUUGGCAUUAUUUCCUGAGCUUUAGGUGUCAGUGAGAAAGUCCUGCUCGUUCCUAAAAGCUGGAGUGUUGACCUUACGUUUUCUUCUAGGAGUUGCGUAGUUUCUGAUCUAAUUCCUAGGUCUUUGAUCCAUUUUGAAUUGAUUGUUGUGCAGGGUGAGAGAUAAAGGUUUAGUUUCAUUCUUCUACAUAUUGAUAACCAGUUGUCCCAGCACCAUUUGUUAAAAAGGCUGUCUCUUCUCCAUUGUAUGUUUUUGGCUCCUUUUUCAAAGAUCAGAUGAAUGUAGAUGUGUGGCUUUGUCUCUGUGUCUUCUAUUCUGUACCAUUGGUCUAUGGUUUUUAGGCCAGUACCAUGCAGUUUUUGUUUCUGUAGCGCUGUAGAAUGAUUUGAAGUCAGGUACUGAGAUGCCUCCAGCAUUGCUCUUUUGACUUAUAUUGCUUUGGGUAUUCUUGGUCUUCCAAAUCAAUCUUAAGACUGUUUUUUCUAGUUCCAUGAAGAAUGUCAUAUUUUAAGGGGAAUCCCAUUGAAUCUGUAUAUUGCCUUUGGUAGGAUGACCAUUUUAACAAUAUUAAUUCCAGGCAGCACUAUUUCUAAAAAGUCCUUAAGCGAUUACAUUGUGAAGCCAAUGUUUAGAACUACUGUUCUAAACUUGUGGUCAAACUUGUGAUCCUCCUGUCUCAGCCUCAUGAGCCACUGGGAUUACAGGCAUGAGCCACUGUGCUUGGCUAGGAAAAAUUUUAAUAAAUUUAACCAUGUCAAAAUUGAAGUUUUCUAGGGCUGAAUAAAUGACAAGUGUUAGCAAAGAUGUAGAUGAACUUAUGCACUGCUAGGGGCACACUGCAAAACAGAGCAUCCUGACAGUAUGUGGUCAAUAAGCAUGUACGGGCCCUAAGACCCAGCAGUCUCAGAGAUGUUCUUGCCUGGUUCCACAACUACCUACGUACAAGGAUAAGUACUGAAGCAUUAUUUGUAGUGGUAGGAAGUUGGAGGCAACCUAGGUGUCCGUCACUGGAAGAAGGGAUAAAUAAAAUGUGGUGGAUGCAAACCAUGGAAUUCUAUGCAGCAGAAGAAGAGAAAAGAAAGGAUGAAGUAAGAGGGCCCCACAUCUUUUAUCAAGAGAAAAAAGAUUUUCUUUUUUGGGGGGGGUAACAGGGAUUGAACUCAGGGGUGCUUAACCACUGGGCAACACCCCCAGCUCUUUUCUGUAUAUUAUUUAGAAAUAGGAUCUCACUGAGUUGCUCAGGGCCCUGCUAAGUCACUGAAGCUGGCUUUGAACUUGCAAUUCUCCUGCCUCAGCCUCCCAAGGCAUUGGGAUUAUAGGCGUGUGCAUCAUGCCUGGCCUAAGGUGCAAAGAUUUUCUCAGGAACCCCACUAUUACAGUUUGGAUCUGGAAUCCAACUGUAGGCUCACAUAUUGAAGGCUUGGUCCUUAGAUGGGGAUGUUAUUGGGAAUUGGUGAAAACUGUAGGAGGUAAGACCUAGCUGAAGAUAGCGGGCCUUGUGGGCGUACUUUUCAAAACCAUAUUUUGUCCUGUACACAUUAGUAGUCUCUCUUGCUCUGCCCCUGCCCCCUGCUUCCCAGCAGCUGAGGUGAUCGGUUUUGCCCCACCAUGGCCCCCCACUGUUACGCCCGGGCCUCACCACAGGCCCAGAAACAAUGGAGCCAACUGACAAUGGACUGAAAUCUCUGAAGCCAUGAGCCAAAAUAAAUCAUUUAUUUCCUAUAAGUUGAUUUCCUCAGAUAUUUUGUCAUGGUAGUAGAAAGCUGCUAGCAUUUCACUGGUCAAAAUUGUAUUACAUGUUCACACCUAACUAAAAGGUGACUAGAAAGAAGGGGAAUUGGGAGAUGUCUGACCUCAUCUACUAGAUACCAUCUGACUUCUGCGUAGAGGCCCAUAGUGUGCAUUCACCACAUUUUACUGAGAUGGCUUGAGGGGUAGAAGCUUUUUUUCCCCCCCUCCCUCAAGCCUCUUCCUCUGGGAUUAUUUUUUAUUUUACUUUUUUUCUACUUAAUGCUUUUUAUUAGUUCAUUAGAGUUAUACAUAACAUUAGGAUUCAUUUUGACAUAAUUACAAAAGCAUGGAAUAUAAUUUGCUGCAAUUGUGUCCCGAUGACUUCCCCUUUCCAUUCCCUCCUCCACCCCCUGUUCCCUUGCCUCUACUCUACUGAUCUUUCUUCUAUUUAUUUAGAGGGUUUUUUUUUUCCCCAUUAGUGCAUCAUGGAUAUACGUAAAGGUAAAAUUCACUGUGGUAUACUCACGUAUGUACAUAGGAAAGGUUUUUUUUUGUUUGUUUGUUUUGGUACCAGAGAUUGAACUCAGGGGUCCUUAACUACUGAGCCACAUCCCAAUCCCAUUUUUGUAAUUUAUCUAGAGACAGGAUCUCACUGAGUUGCUUAGCACCUCACUUUUGCUGAGGCUGGCUUUGAACUCAAGAUCCUCCUCUCUCAGCCUCCCGAGCCACUGGGAUUACAGGCGUGUGCCACUGCCUGGCCAUAGGAAAGUUUGAUCAGAUGUGUUCCACCAUUCCUGCCUUUUGCCAUCUCCCCCCAUUAUCCCCUUCCUCUGGUCCACUGAGCUCUCUUCUAUUUUCAUGGCACCCCGUCACAUCUUGAGGUGUAUCAGCUAUCUUGUGAUUAAAAGGAAAAGUAAGAGCAAGCCAUGACAUCUAGUUGCUUAACACUAACAGCUUAAUAUCCCUGAACGUUUUUAUCUUGCGUGAAAAAUAAGCCCCUAUUUUUUCUUCUUUCUUUCUUUUUUCCCCUGGGCCUGAGGAUUCAAUUACUUACUUACUUACUUACUUAAUUAAUUAAUUAAUGGUGUUAGGAAACUGGGGGUUGAACAUACAAGGUUUUACCACUGAGCUACACCCCCAGCCCUUUUAUUUCGAGACAGUCUCCCUUGCUUAGGGCCUCAUUAAGUUGCUGAGGCUGACCUGGAACCUGUGAUCCUCCUGCUUCAACCUCUGGAGCAGUGAGUAGCUGGGAUCACAGGCAUGAACCACCACACUCAGCUAAAACCCUGUUGCUUAAGCCAUGCAUGUCAGAGUUCACUUGCAGACAAAAGAAAUGAAUCUGGCUAAGUUUAAGCAGAAAGGAUUGGGAAAGCAAGCUCUGUGUAGGGAGCAACUUCUGGCUUUGAGAGUCACAUGAGCCUGUGAUGAGAAAACAACAGUCCCUACUACAGGAAGCUGAUGAAUCAGGAAGCUACUCACCAGAGCCCGCCUGCUGCUGUCAUGAUUUGUGACAGCAAAGCGGAUGUCCCAAGCUAUGUUGCUCUGUUCCAAAUUUAUGUCUUGCACAAGAGCAGAACCUAAACCACAGAUUCCUUGUUUAAGAGAACCUGGGAAGUGCUGUUUUAGCUUUCUAGCUCCUGUAGUUUCGAAGAAACCCUAAAAGCAGCUUUGGAUUGAUGUUAAGCAAUCAGCCCACUACAGACAGCUUUUGGUUCCUCACAACCAAACACACUCCUAACUGCUACGCUACACAGCAAGCAACAAGGAUAGGUUUUUAGUUUGUUUAUUUGUUUUUUGCAUUACUGGGAUUGAGCCUAGGCACCUACUCUACCACUGAGCUGCAUCCUCAGGCCUUUUACAUUUUGAGAUAGGGUCUCACCAGGUUGCUGAGGCUAACCUUGAACUUGCAAUCCUCCUGCUUCUGCCUCCCAAUUAGCUGGGAUUAUAGGCAUGGGUAAGAACAGAUCUUAAAACAAGGUACUGAGUGAGACAAACAAAAAGAGCUCUGUAGUACCAUUCUUAAUGUUAGUUAAAAACAGAUACACAAAUCCAAACUAACUUUUUCAAAACAAAUGUAUAUUUUCUUGUUUUUUGGUAAUGCAAAUUGAACCGAGGAGCACUUUACCAUCCAGCCAUAUCCCCGGCUCUUUUUAAUUUUUGAGACAGGGUCUCACUAAAUUGCUUAGGUUGACUUUGAACUUUCGAUCCUCCUGCUUCAGCCUCCUGGCUGGUGGGAAUUACAGAUAUGACACCACUAUACUCAACUUUGUGUUUUUUUAAAUUUUGAGACAGGAUCCUGCUAAAUUGUGGAGUCUAGCUUGAACUUGUGAUCCUCCUUCUUCAGCCUCCCAAGUCACUGGGAUUACAUGCUUUUGCCACACACCCUGCUGAAAUGUACAUUUUUAAGGAUAUAUAAGUGCCAAUUGGUAAGGGGAGGAGGAAAAAUUGGAACCAGGACCAAGGAUGAAAGGGAAACAAAGAAAAACAAAAAAAGAAAGCAGUGAAAGUGAUACAAACAGGGGGAUAUAAUUGGCUCAAUUUUCUAUAUCAGAUGUCUAAUUCGUUAAAUUUAAUAUUAAUUUAAAUAAUUUAACAACAACCUAUUAUUGCAUUAAUAAUUUAACUUAAAAUUUCACAUUUAAUUUACCACAUCAAAACUAAUCCAUUAAAUUGAACACAUCAUAAAUUCUAUACUUCUUUAUUUCUUUUUGUGGUACCGAGGAUUGAACCCAGGGAUCCUUAACCACUGAGCCACAUCCUCAGCCCUUUUUUAUAUUUUAUUUAGAGACAGGGUCUCACUAAAUUAGAGCCUUACUAAAUUGCUGAGGCUGGCUUUGAACUCUUGAUCCUCCUGCCUCAGCCUCCUGAGCCACUGGGAUUACAGGCUUGCACUACUGCCCCUGGCAAGUUCUAUAUUUUGCGUAUGAGGGUCGGGGGGCAGAUACUGGGGAUUGAACAUAGGGCACUGUAAUACUGUUACAUCCCCAGCCCUUUUUAUUUUUGAAUCAGGGUCUCACUGAUCACUGAGGCUGGCCUCUAAUUCACAAUUCUGCCUCAGCCUCCAGAGUGGCUGGGAUUACAGGAGUGCUCCAUGGUACCUGGCUAUAAUCUAUACUUAACUGGACAAUUCUUUAUUCCUUGAUUUCCCCAAAACCUAUAAGAAAGAAAGAAAGAAAGAAAGGGAAAGAAAGAAAGAGAAAGUCAGUCCAGGUGACUUCUGAAGACCCCCACUCCAAGUGCUCCUCAGAGUCCCAACCCUAUUUAAUGGGAUACCUGCACUCAUACACUCUCCUGCCACCACCCCCUCCCUAAUCUACUCCAUCAAAGGGGAGGGACUUCAGGCCUAGACCCCACAACCUUUCCAUCUUCAAAAGCUCUGUCUUGGAGGCAUUCAGUUGGUGCAGAAGGCUGAAGGUGAGCGCAUCUGGUCCGUGCCAGUCCUACUCUGGGCAGCCGCCCCCACCUCGCCCCAGGUAGGAGGAGCUGCCCUGGAGCGACUCGGCCUGGCAGGUUCUUGGGGCGGAUCUUGGAUGGCUAAGACAGAGCACCUGCCCCUCCAGGUCCCCAAUCCCUUCCUAACCGGCUUGACCCAGCUCAGCCCUGAGGUGUUUGCAGCAGCUCUUUCUGAGAAAGUCCAGCCAGCCAUCUGUUAUCUGCAUUGCUUCCUGGGGAGGGACAGUCCCUCCAGCCACUCCAGAGACCUAGUGAGUGUGCUCCUACGCAUCUGGGAAGUGCUCCUGGGCCCCAGGCUGUGCCACAGCAGUGACCACCUCCUGAGGACCCUCAGAGCCCCAGGUGCUGACCUGACCUCUGUGGAUCCUGUUCGGGGCAAGACUGCCCUGGAGUGGGCCUUGUUGACUGACAGCUUCGACACGGUGCAGAGGAUCCGGCAGCUGCUGCAGAGGCCCCGAGUAGAGCAACUGAGCCAGCAUUACCAGCUCGAGUGGCCGGCCUUGCCAGGGCUCGUGGCCCAGGCGCAAGCCCAGGCCCAGGUUGCUCCCUCCUUCCUAGAAAGAUUGCAGUCCACCCUGAGCUUCUCCUUUGCCCAGUCUCCUCAGGAGGGGGGUGUUCUGGACCACCUUGUGACCAUCACUACGGGCCUGGCCAGUCCCUUCCUCGCCACUGCCUGCCACACACUGUGUCCUGACUACCCACCUGCACUCGGCACCCGAAGCAAGUCUGUGCCAGAACUGCUAGGUACUGCCCCACCUCCUCCUCCAGUACCCCAGCCCCCCCAGGAAGUACCUGGCCCCAGGGUCUUUGUUCCCUACCAGAGCCCUCAGGGCAUGUUCUCUCAGUGGCUGCAGCCCAGGAGUAGUACUAGCACUAGGUCCCAAGUUCCCAAGAUCCUCCUCUCCAAGGCACCCUCAGCCCCUAGACAAUACAAGUUUAUGUCCAAGUCUUCAGGGCAUAAUAACCUGGUCCUUCCUCUCUGGCGAUACCAGGAGCUCAGGUUGGAGAGGAAGAGGCAGGAGGAGGCAAGGUUGGCACAGGAUCAGGGGAAGAUGGGCUAGGCCAGGAUAGGAGCAGGUAAUUAGGCCUUUUUCUAUGCUGCAUUCUUGCCUAGAGAUACUUCUGCCCCCCCAUCCACCUCUACCUAAGUCCUAAGUAAAAUGGUUUCCAACCUAUGUACAAAGUUGUUAUAGCACUGUAUGUAAUAGCAGAGUAGAACUAACCUAAGUGUCCUUCAAUAGGGGAUUGGCUAACAUUUGGGGGCGGAUUACUAUAUUCUGUGCAAUGCAUUACAAAGCUAGAGUAAGGAAGUUCUUUAUGUCCUGAUAUUGAAACAAACUGAAUUUGGCCCCAAUCUGAAUUGGGAACAACUUUCUCCUUCUGAGAAUGGAGACUGAAGGGCUGCCUCCCUGCCCCUUCCUUGGCCUGACAGAUGCUAAGAAGCUGAGAGGCAAGACAGCUCUCUCCCGGUCCUAUGUAGCACAGGCUAACAAAAUCUAUAUAUGUACAUUUCCUGCCUUUUGUCUCACUUCCCUACUGCUACUGCUUCUCCUUUAAAGCUCUGUUCACGUUCAGGGAUUUCAAAGAUGUAACUUAUGCCACAAUACGUUUCUUCUAUCUUCCUUUAAAACUAGCUUUGAAUAAAAUCUAUCUUCCUAUCAAUUUGAUUCCAAAUAUAUCUGGAGCUAGUUUCUUCCUCCCUGGGCAGGACUGAUGCCAUCCGGUCACAACAUAAAGCUGUCUUCAAGAUGAAUUAAAGUGAUAAUAACUGAGAGGUGGAAAGGCAUGGAUGUCAUCCCACUAUUUGUCAAAGUAAAAUUUUCACCAAUUUUAUAAAUAUGACUUACACACAUACCUGUAAUCCCAGUGGCUUGGGAGGCUGAGAUAGGAGGAUUGUGGGUUCAGAGUCAGACUCAGCACAAGCGAGGUGCUAAGCAACUCAGGGAGACCCUGUCU